Messenger RNA from Salvia miltiorrhiza (redroot sage), 2355 nucleotides. RefSeq names its product PKS-NRPS hybrid synthetase cheA-like. Gene Ontology annotation, biological process: regulation of DNA-templated transcription. Bases 1 to 2355 code for a protein of 784 amino acids. NCBI's taxonomy places the organism in Eukaryota, Viridiplantae, Streptophyta, Magnoliopsida, Lamiales, Lamiaceae. The transcript is spliced from 3 exons. The record is from RefSeq and is a predicted model, not a curated record.
AUGAGCGAGAUAGAGGGUAUGUCUCGUACUGGGACUGGUACAAAAAAGAUUGGUUGCCCAUUUAUGUUGCAAGGAGUGAAAUUAAAAAAGGACGAUGAUUGGGGUGUGAAAGUUAUAUGUGGAUCUCAUAAUCAUCCACCAGCAGAACAACUUGAGGGUCACUCAUUUGCGGGAAGAUUAAGUAAAGAAGAAGAGACUAUGUUGAUUGACAUGACGAAGAAUAUGAUACGGCCAAGAAACAUACUUCUAGCCAUAAAGGAAAAAAAUAAAGAAAAUGUGUCUACAAUGAGGACGAUAUACAAUGCUCGUCAUAGACAUAAAAUUGUUGAAAAAACAGGCAGAUCACAAAUGCAACAACUUAUGAAAAAGUUGUAUGAGUGCAAAUAUGUGGAAUGGCACAGGAGUAAUUAUUUGACUGACUGUAUUAGAGACUUGUUUUGGGCACAUCCUUCAUCCGUGGAUAUAUUGCAUGCAUUUCCAUCGGUGUUGAUUAUGGAUUGUACUUAUAAAACUAAUAGAUACGGUCUCCCAUUGCUAGAGAUAGUUGGUGUGACGUGUACAGAUCUCACUUUUACCAUAGCAUUUGUCUACAUGGAGGCAGAGCGUGAAGAGAACUAUACAUGGGCUAUGGAGAAGUUGAAAGGUCUAAUGCCAUCAAAUAUAUUGCCUAAGGUAAUUCUAACUGACAGAGAUUUGGCGUUGAUGAAUCCUAUUAAAAGAGUGUUUCCAGAAGCAACAAAUCUUUUAUGUAGAUGGCAUAUCAUGAAAAAUGUGCUUGCUCAUUCAAGGAAAAUAUUUCGACGCAAAAAAAAGUAUGAGGCUUUUAUGUUAGCUUGGGGUGUACUCGUGCUUUCGUCAUCUGAAAAUGACUAUGCUCAAAAUUUGGAGUCUCUUGAUAAUGAUUAUAAAGAUUAUCCGCGAAUUUUGAAAUAUAUCAAAGAUACUUGGUUGAUACCUUAUAAAGAAAGAUUUGUAGCAGCUUGGACAGACAGAGUUAUGCACUUCGGAAAUUUAACAACAAAUAGAGCUGAGAGCGCACAUGCAACGUUGAAAAGAUGGUUGGGUUCAUCUCAAGGUGAUUUUGAUAGUUCAUGGAACACAAUUAACUCCUUAAUUGAGUUGCAACACACUCAAAUCAGAGCUUCGUUUGAGCAAAGUUUGAAUGUGGUUGAACAUAAUUUCAAGCCUACGUUAUUUAGAGACUUACGGGGAUUGAUUUCUAGGAAGGCGCUAAAUGAGAUUCUUGAUGAGUCAAAAAGAGCAAACAAUGUAGGAGUUGACAUUACAUUAUGCAAGUGCAUUAUCAAAAGUACACAUGGAUUGCCUUGUGCGCAUGAGAUUGCUGAGUGUCAGAGGAAUCUUUGUCCCAUUUCCAUUUCAAAAAUUCAUCCUCAUUGGUUGAAGUUGAACUUAGAAAAAUCUCAGCCUAGUUGUGAUUUAUUUGAAGUGAGCAUUGAUGAUGAAAUGAAAACUAUAUGGUCACGUUUUCAUGCGUCUGACGAAAUAGGAAAGUUGACACUGAAGAGAAAGUUAAGAGAUCUUGGCAAUCCGGCCACAACAUUUCUUACUCCACCAUUGGAAAAAUGUAAAACAAAAGGCCGUCCUUUGUUAAAAAAAUUUGGUUCAACUCGUCGUGAUCCCUCAUACUUUGAAGUUGUUGAGGCUGAACUUAGUGAAAAACCGGUUACCAUUAAAAAGCCAAAGAAACAAACUGUAAGAAGACCCAACCGUCAUAUGCGUUAUUUGAAUUCUUUUCCGUUCUAUAUACAACCACAUAUUCGUGGUAUACUUGAUGUCGAAGCAGAUGGACAUUGUGGUUUUCGUGCAAUUGCUGGUCAGCUUGGUUUUGGGGAGGAUUGUUGGUUAAAAGUUCGAGAAGACUUAGUUGAAGAGUUGUGUCAUCAUCGAUCUUAUUAUACCAAGUUCUAUGGAUCAGGAGAACUUGUUGCUCAGUUGUUGAAAGCUUUAUCUUAUUUUACGAUUCCAGCCCCAUAUGAAAAUUGGAUGUCUUUACCGGAUAUGGGUCAUUUGGUUGCCACAAGAUAUAAUGUGGUAUUCAUUUCUAUUUCUAAACAACAAAGCUGCACAUAUCUUCCUUUACGGUCCAGCUCGCCGCCGCCGCCACAAUGUAAGAUAAUAGCGAUUGGAUUUGUGAAUGGCAGUCAUUUUGUACAGGUUUUGUUGGAUAAUGUUGCACCGAUACCUCCUAUUGUGCCUAAUUGGAGAUACUGUCGGCUUGAAUCUGCAGCAGGGUGGGAUAUCCCUUUUUUAGAUCGCAUCAAUGAAUUUAAAGCACUGUUACCAAUAGAGUCAAAUUCUGGUUGUGAAAAGAUCAUCAACUUAGAUGAUCCAUAA